AGACGUGGGUUGGUGCGCUGCAAGUUUUUUUCAGCGAUAACGGUGUCGCGCCGAGUUCGGUGCUACGUGCUUAAUUCUUUCCUGCUUUAAUCGCAAUCCGCGACGCGUCAUCUCGCUGUGCUUCUUCGUGUUCUUCUUCGACCAAGCACAAAUCAGGAAUUACGCCGCUAGAGACUUUAUCAUCGGAACUCCCACGACGCCGCGUCCAGAUUUUUCAUUCUCACGGAUCAAUCCUGACCCGUUUCGCAUAAUCGCGAGCUUCUCUCGGAUGCUCGAGAAUGCGUUACUGCGGUGCGUAACACGUGGUGCGCAGCUUUUUGUUUAUGAAUUGACUCACGAAGUAUACGAGUGUAUAAAAAAGGAAAGAAAGCGAGAGAGGAGGAAAAAAGGACAUCAAAGUUUACGGCAUUCAAGAGGGGUAGAAUUAUUUUUCGGUGUGCGUCGUUAACGAGCACGAAAACGAAGAAAGAUCGACCACUCGUUAGAAGCCACGGCGAACUUCUCGUUAGCCUUUUGAUGUGUCUUCCUGUUGUAAACGGAACCCAGCGGCGCCGCUAAGGUUUUAAUAAGCAACCUGCCUGUUCCGUUUCAUUCAGAGGAUCUCGAACUGCUGUUAGCGAACUACGGCCAGGUGCAGAACAUCGAAAAGUUGUCGUCGCGAGAGUUAAACACGCAGACCCUACUCAUCAGCUAUGAGACGACGGAACAAGCACAGCAGGCUGUGAACCAGUUGAAUGGCUACGAAUACGACGGCAAUCCACUGAAAGUGGAGAUGUCCUCAGCGGAGAGCCGGCGAAGGGGCCGCAGCCAGCGCAGUAGCGGUGUCGCCUUCUCCGGGCUGUCGGGUUCUGGUCGGCAGACGGACUUCCCGCUGCGUAUCCUCGUACAGUCGGACAUGGUAGGAGCGAUAAUCGGCCGCCAGGGUUCAACUAUACGCACGAUUACGCAGCAAACGCGCGCCCGAGUCGAUGUACACCGCAAGGAUAAUGUCGGGUCGUUGGAGAAGGCGAUCACCAUCUACGGUAAUCCCGAGAACUGCACUAACGCGUGCAAGAAGAUCCUGGAGGUCAUGCAACAAGAAGCAAACAACACGAACAAGGGGGAGAUCACUCUGAAGAUACUCGCACACAAUAAUCUUAUUGGUAGAAUUAUCGGAAAGGGCGGCAACACAAUUAAGAGAAUCAUGCAGGACACCGACACAAAAAUCACUGUUAGUAGUAUCAAUGACAUUAACAGUUUUAACCUCGAACGCAUCAUCACAGUUAAGGGUUCAAUCGAUAACAUGAGCAAGGCCGAGUCCAUGAUCUCCAGCAAACUGCGUCAAAGCUACGAAAAUGAUCUUCAAGCUAUGGCUCCUCAAAGCAUGAUGUUCCCUGGUCUGCACCCGAUGGCCAUGAUGUCCACCGCCGGUAUGAGCUAUAGUUCUCGCGGAUCCGGCCUCUACGGAUCAGGACCCGCCCCGUAUCCCUUCCAGGGCAAUCUGCCACCCCAGCAGGGCAUCGCUGCCAGCGACACCCAAGAGACGACCUUCCUUUACAUUCCCAACAACAGCGUCGGCGCCAUCAUUGGCACCAAGGGCUCGCACAUUCGCAACAUUAUCAGGUUCUCUGGCGCGAGCGUAAAGAUCGCUCCUCUCGAACAAGACAAACCAGCCGAGCAGCAAACCGAGAGAAAAGUCACCAUCGUCGGCUCGCCGGAAUCUCAAUGGAAGGCCCAAUAUUUGAUCUUCGAAAAGAUGCGAGAGGAGGGAUACGUCGCUGGUACCGAGGACGUUAGACUGACCAUCGAGAUUCUCGUGCCCAGUACUCAAGUUGGCCGAAUCAUCGGCAAAGGCGGCCAAAACGUCAGGGAGUUGCAACGCGUGACCGGCAGCGUUAUUAAACUGUCGGAACAGCAAGCUACUCCUCCUUCUGCCGAGGAAGAAACCACCGUCCAUAUUAUCGGCCCCUUCUUCUCCGUUCAGUCGGCACAGAGAAGAAUUCGCGCCAUGGUACUGCAAUCGGCCGCUCCCGGUGGGACCGGCGGUGCUGGCUCACGCGCCGGUCGCGGUAGCAGCCAGGAAGGCACCUCCCGUUCCAAGCGAGAUGGCAGUGCCACCUCCCAAAGCGGCACGACGUCGCAGUCUGGCUCUCAACAGCAAUCGAGCGGCUCGCCAUCCAGCCAACAGCAACCACCGCAGCAGCCACAGUCGCCGCAAAAUCAGUAACGAAGAUAUUCACCUGACGCGGACCGAAGCCACGAACGCCUAUCCGUUUUACUCGCCGGAGUGGCCUCGUCGUCGCUUUGACAUUCUCUCUCGUCGAGAGGCCGAGCUUAUCGCAACCACCUCCUCCUUUCGCGGGGCGCGCGCUACCCUUCCCGGCGGGGGAGGGCCUCCGAACGAGAAUGCGCGACGCGCGGAUCGCGACGGGAAGACGAGCGCUGAUAACGUUCUAGGAGUUGACUCGACGUCAUCCAAGAUCCGAUAACGAGUCUUUGCGGACUCGCCGGCUCUACGAGCUGACUCUUUUGAGCUUCUAGCCAGAUUCCAGUAACGAUUUGGGAGUUUCAAUUCGACGAGUCAAUCGACGUUUCAAGAGUUAAUUCGUAGCUUUCGGCGAAUCCGGCAUUCGGAGGAGUUAAUUUUGAGAGUUUGAACGAGGAUUUUAAUUCCAAAGGAUCCGAGACUCAAUGGCAAGAGUCAAUCUGAGGAGUCAACGAAGCCGGGCGACUCUGUUCGGUUCGAUAUAUCGCGAUCGACCAUGUAAUCACGAGCGAAUAAUAUUAUUUUUCAUGUGAACGUCCCGUCGCUAGCGGGAGCGGAUAAGUAUUGUCUUAUCGCGAGAUUAUUUGUAUUGGCGGUCGUGAUUCUCAAAUCACGACUCCGGCACAAGAUGCGAAACAGAAUAGGAAAGAUCAAGAAGUGAAGCGUAUUCGUUACGACCGAACGGAGAAUCGCCAGGCGUACUAUCUGACCUGGCCUUGUUCAGGUAGACACUGCCGGUAGACACAAUCGCUCUCGUUGACGAGAAUCGUUUUCCCCUUCGCUCUGCGCGUCGCGUCUGCACCCUGCGCGCAAACUCGUUCGUACCCACCCCGCGAUAGCGACGAAGCGACACGCACAGCCGCGCACGACCCAAUUUCGCAGCGCUAACGAAACCACCGCCGCCGAUGAAAUAGGAUACGACGACGAGAACAAACUGAUUAAAAAAAAAAAAAUAGAAAAGAAGAAAAACAUUACACAACCUUAUUACCUCAUUGCAUUACGGUUAAAGAUUUAAUACGAUAGAGGAAAGUGAAACCACGCGCGGGAGAAACCGAUUAAUAUCUAAAAAAAAGAAAUCUAUCUAAUAUUAAAGUUAUUAAUAGUAUACAAAGAGGUUAAGUGACAAUUACAUAUUACGUUAUACCUGUUAACUACCUACUACUACUGCAACUAUUACUAUUAUUACUACCUACCUACUACUACUAUUAUUGCUAUACGCUAUUUACUUACUUCAUACUAGUACUACAGGAGGAAAGCGGUUUUUCUUAAAAAAAAAACAAAAAAAGAAUAUGAAACUGAAACGCAAGCUAGGUACAGUUUUUUAUAUCACAAUCCAGAGACACACUGAAUACACAUAAUACGGGACUUAAAUGAUAUCGAGACCGUGCGCCGCGGAACGGCACAUCCGUUCGCGGUCGUAGGCGUAAGCUAGAAUGUCUCAAGGAGGAGAAGAAAAAAAAAACGACCAACCCGCGGCCCCAACCCGCCCCUCCUCGCACCACGUAAUACCAAAGAAGAAACGAUUACGAGCUUUCGUAUUAGUGAAGUGAAAUGUGUCGUGUACGCUCUAUUCGCCUCAAGUUUGUUACUAUUUUCAAAUUUUCUUAUUUUUCUUCUUGCAGUUUUUUUUACCAAAAGCUACGAGAAUAAGAGAAAGAGAGAGAUAGAGAAGAGUCAGAUAUUUAUUUUAUCUUAUUUUUUUUCUCUUUUUCUCGUAUUCAACCAGUUUUGUGCCAAAUGACUCUAUGUCUCGUCGGCGCUGUCCUCGAUGUCACGAUGACAACUUGUCGAUUUUCCCUUCCACAAUUCAAAUAUUCACGGAAAUGUGAGAGAGGAGGUUGAUAAAUUAUCAGCACGAUGUCGAGGGCAACAGGAAAUGUGAGAUCGCGAUUGAUGACGCUGAAGAAGAAGAAAAAGGAAGUGUAAAUAAAUAUAUGAUUCUUCUCUGGUUCCUUCUCACGCUCUAGUUCUUGGUGAGAAGUUUAAAGAUAAGAAAAUUGUUCGCGUUGCAUAUCAGUCCGGUAACUACAUGCUCGGACUAAUUGUCUCUUAUCUCUAACUUUUCUUAUUUUCGUAAAAAAAUUGAAAAGAGGGAAUUGAAAGGGAAGAGACAAUUAUUUUGAGCGUGUAUUAUUGGAUCGGUACAUGGCACGGAUGUUAUUUUCAGCCACGUUUCUCCUUUCUCAAAGAACAUUGAGAAAGGACGUUUCGAACACACGGAGAGAAUGAGAAAGCGACUGUCGGUACGCGCGAGGAAUAGCAAAAGAGGUAGAGAAGGAAAAAGAAAAGGAGAGAGGGAGAGGGAGAGAGAAAGAGAGAGAGAGAGAGAGAGAGAGAGAGAGAAAAAGCGACAAAGCGAAGGAGGGGGGACGUAAGGGAGACAAAAAGUGAACCGACAAAACUUUCAGGGAUUUUUACUUUUACCAAGAAUAAUAGUGUGUGAGUGUGCGUGUGUUGAUAAUUAUUAAUUGAUAAGUAAUUGAUUACUUAUGUUAUAAGUAGUCAAUUAUUAUAAGUAAUUAUAUAAUAAGUAACUGAU
This is a messenger RNA of Linepithema humile (Argentine ant), 4784 nucleotides long. Lineage: Eukaryota; Metazoa; Arthropoda; Insecta; Hymenoptera; Formicidae. The record is from RefSeq and is a predicted model, not a curated record.